Brassica rapa (field mustard) is the source of this 713-nucleotide messenger RNA. RefSeq names its product succinate dehydrogenase subunit 7A, mitochondrial. NCBI's taxonomy places the organism in Eukaryota, Viridiplantae, Streptophyta, Magnoliopsida, Brassicales, Brassicaceae. Gene Ontology annotation, cellular component: respiratory chain complex II (succinate dehydrogenase). The record is from RefSeq and is a predicted model, not a curated record.
GGUCGAUAAGUAGAAUAAGUUUAGGGUCAAAAUUGAAUAAUGCUUUAGCAUUGGGGCAGAAACCAAAACACUAAAAUUUACAAUUUACACCCACAUUGGAAACUUUACCUGUGCACUUUUCGUCGUCUUUUCAUCAAUCGUUGUUAUCGUCUCAUUAAAAUCGUUGCUUACUCAUCGCAUCGGAGAUGGCGUUUUUGCUCAAGAACAACUCGAUUUCAUCUCACCUCCGAUCUUCUUCCCAGAAGAUGGAUGGGGGCGCCCUAGGUCAAUCCCGUCGGGGGUUCCAUGUGGAGCUAGGAGCUCGCGAGAAAGAUCUAUUGGCUGAGAAUGAUGCUUUGAGGAGAUUCAAGUCGCAUAAGAAAGGAGUGCGCCAAUUGAAAAGAAUUGGAGAUGUGAUCACUGCUGUCGUUGUUGCUGGGUGCUGCUAUGAGAUCUAUGCGAGAGCAACUAUGAAAAAGGAAGCUUAGGCUGCAUGAGGAAGCUCAUGAGUCCUCCUUAUGCUUUUAUCAUCAAUCUUCCCUUUUUAGCAAGUCUCUUCUGGAGUUCAUGUUGUUAGUCAUGUUGGCUAUUUGCUCAACGGUCUUUUGAAUAAAAGUGAAUACACGAAAAGGAAUUGGUAUUUUUUUUGUUAUUUUGGAUCAGAAAGACUCGUUCGUAUGGAGCUCAUAAACUGUGUUACAAGAUUCGUCUAAUGUUAUUUCUAUUAUCGCCUC